AUGUCCAAGAUUUUGACCUUGCAACUUCCAUGGGUGGAGAAAUACCGUCCUAAAGUUUUAUCUGAUAUAGUCGGUAAUAAGGAGACCAUUGAUAGGCUCCAGCAAAUCGCUAAAGAUGGUAAUAUGCCCCACAUGAUCAUAUCGGGUAUGCCAGGUAUAGGUAAGACCACCUCGGUUCACUGUCUUGCUCAUGAAUUGCUAGGCAAUUCCUAUGCUGAUGGUGUGUUGGAAUUGAAUGCUUCAGACGAUAGAGGUAUUGAUGUCGUCAGAAACCAAAUAAAACAUUUCGCCCAAAAAAAAUUGCAUCUGCCCCAGGGAAGACAUAAGAUCAUCAUUCUUGAUGAAGCGGACUCCAUGACAGCGGGUGCUCAGCAAGCAUUGAGAAGGACUAUGGAGCUGUAUUCAAAUUCUACAAGGUUUGCGUUUGCUUGUAAUCAAUCAAACAAAAUCAUCGAACCGUUGCAAAGUAGAUGUGCAAUUCUGAGGUAUUCUAAACUAUCAGAUGAAGAUGUCUUGAAACGUCUUUUAGAGAUUAUAAAAUUAGAAGAUGUGAAAUAUACUAAUGACGGUUUAGAAGCAAUCAUUUUCACUGCAGAAGGUGACAUGAGACAGGCAAUAAACAACCUGCAAAGUACAGUUGCGGGGCAUGAUCUAGUGAACGCAGAUAAUGUCUUCAGGAUUGUUGAUUCUCCACACCCUCUAAUAGUGAAGAAGAUGCUAUUGGCCACAAAUCUAGACGAUUCAAUUCAAAUCUUGAGAACGGAUCUUUGGAAAAAAGGUUAUUCCUCAAUUGAUAUUGUUACAACAUCCUUUCGUGUUACCAAAAAUCUAACGCAAGUUAAAGAAUCAGUUAGGUUAGAAAUGAUUAAAGAAAUAGGUCUGACCCACAUGAGAAUUCUGGAGGGUGUCGGAACGUACUUACAAUUAGCUGGUAUGUUAGCCAAGAUUCAUAGACUAAAUACUAAGGCCUAA
Saccharomyces kudriavzevii IFO 1802 is the source of this 972-nucleotide messenger RNA. RefSeq names its product replication factor C subunit 4 (gene RFC4). The record is from RefSeq and is a predicted model, not a curated record. Gene Ontology annotation, biological process: DNA repair; DNA-templated DNA replication. Gene Ontology annotation, cellular component: Rad17 RFC-like complex; DNA replication factor C complex; Ctf18 RFC-like complex. The transcript has a single exon. The coding region runs from base 1 to 972 and encodes 323 amino acids. Gene Ontology annotation, molecular function: DNA clamp loader activity; ATP binding; DNA binding. Lineage: Eukaryota; Fungi; Ascomycota; Saccharomycetes; Saccharomycetales; Saccharomycetaceae.